UGUGUGAGUGAGAGAGAGAGAGAGUUUAGGUACAUCUGAGAGCUUGCGUAAUUUAGUUGUGGUACAUGCCAUGUCUCAAAAUGCAUAGUGGAAAUACGCGCAUUUCAGCCUCAGUGAUUUGCAUUUGGCUGGUGAUUUCAGGAGCACCUGUCAAAGCAGUGGACAAUAUGAAGGGAGCUGCAGCUGCUUCUGAGAAAACCACCCGUCAUUCUCAGACUUUGUGUGCUGGUGAGCAGGAAUAUGUUCACCAGAGGAAACAAGUAGUUCUGGAGUCACUCAACAGCCUGGGAAUCAACUGCACUGCUGACUCUGUUCCCCACAUUGCUAUGAUGGCAUCGGGUGGGGGUCAGAGGGCAGCUGUGAGUCUGGUGGGUUCCCUCUAUCAGAUGGAAAAAGAAGGUCUGUUGGACUCUCUGCUGUACCUGGGAGGAGUUUCUGGGUCAACAUGGUCCAUGUCCUCCCUGUACAGCGACCCACAGUGGAGCACCAACAUGGACAAAGCUGUGUCCAGGCUGUCAGGACCUGGGGUUGAGCUGGAAGAGGCUCUGGCCUGGUUGGGUGAGAGGGCCAAGGAGGAGCAUUUCUCUCUCACAGAUGUCUGGGGGGUCUUGACCUCUGCUGGGAUCAUGAAACAGAUGGACUUACGACGUCUUUCAGAUGAGGCCAGCAGAAAUGCCUCCAACCCUUACCCCAUCUACUGCGCCAUAGAGAAGCAUUGCUUUUCAUAUGGCCCUACAGAAGGGAAAUGGUUUGAGCUCAGCCCUCACGAGGCUGGUUUCACAGAGUUGGGGGUCUUUGUUGAAACGUCUCUCCUGGGCAGCAAAUUCCAGGGUGGAGAGCUGCUGGAGAAGAAGCCAGAGAUGGACAUGGUCAAACUACAAGGUGUUCUUGCCAGUGCAUUGGCUCAUGAGAACACUAUCAGAGAUCUCAUCCCUCCCUGGCUUAAGGUGCCUGAACAUGUAGACGCUGCUGCAGAAGAGUACCUCCGUGUAUACAAUGCCCUUCAUAAACUAGUAGUCCUGACCAGAAGCACUAGAAAUGAUCCCUCUGCUUUGUCUGAGCUGGACAAGCUGCAGAAAAUACUAGAAGACAAAGUAAAUCAUAAUGAGUCUGCAUGGUGGGAGUCAAAGAGUUCAGAGGAAAGAAGAAAUCUUUCUCAGCAGUGGAGUUCUGAGCUGCUGGCGGUAGUAGAGACCUGGAGCCAAAAUCUGGAGGACGGAGCUUUCAAAACACAUGUCUCCCUGUUUCUUAAGCGAAUCCUUCCUCUGAUUGUGAAAUGGGAAUGGGGAACUACUGCAAACUUCCUCUACCAAUACCAAGAUGCUAUGGUACCACCUUGCCUCCGCUCCAAAGACAGAAUUCACCUGAUAGAUGCUGGGCUGCUGAUUAAUGUAGCCUACCCUUCAUUUCUGGGAGACAAGAGGGACAUCGACCUCAUCAUCGCACCAGAGUACAGUGCUGGAAACAUGUUUGAGACCCUGACUCUUGCCAGGGACUACGCAGCCGAGGUUAACAAGCCUUUCCCAGAGAUAGGCGACAUAAUCUUGGAGGACAGAGACUGGCCAAAGGACUGCUACGUGUUCGAGGGAAAAGAGAAGGAGCCCACGAUCGUUUACAUGCCGCUUUUCAACAGACAAAACUGCAAAGAUGCAGAGGAGUUCAAAUCAAAGAUGGAGGAGUUCUCCACCUUCCAGCUUCCCUUCAGCCAAGAGAAGAUUGAGUUUUUGUUGGAGAUAGCAAAAGCCAACAUAAGGAACAACAAGGAAACUCUGCUGAGGGAGAUGGACAAGGCUGCUGUCCGCCGACACAAAAGGCUGUCAGCAGGGGGAGGUGGAAAGUGCCAGAACUCUGAAUCUUGUCUUUUUGGUUUAGUGUGAACUAAAAUCUGUGCUUUCAUCAUGAACAUAAGACACAGAGUUCACUGGAAAUGGGUGGAAGAUCCAGUCACAGGAAACACAUAAACAGUCAUGUCAUAUAAUCAUAUUGUAUGUCUGACACUAUGAAUAAAUAUCUAUUACAUAUGUGA
Scatophagus argus is the source of this 2026-nucleotide messenger RNA. RefSeq names its product cytosolic phospholipase A2 zeta-like. Gene Ontology annotation, biological process: glycerophospholipid catabolic process. The record is from RefSeq and is a predicted model, not a curated record. Gene Ontology annotation, molecular function: calcium-dependent phospholipid binding; calcium ion binding. The transcript is spliced from 14 exons. Gene Ontology annotation, cellular component: nuclear envelope; cytosol; nucleoplasm. Bases 66 to 1877 code for a protein of 603 amino acids. Lineage: Eukaryota; Metazoa; Chordata; Actinopteri; Scatophagidae.